Molecule: messenger RNA, 1079 nt
Organism: Eremomyces bilateralis CBS 781.70
Lineage: Eukaryota; Fungi; Ascomycota; Dothideomycetes; Eremomycetales; Eremomycetaceae
Exons: 2
Coding region: 249-881 (210 amino acids)
Source: RefSeq, a predicted model, not a curated record
GCAACUCCGACAUAUUACUACCCCUCGAAGAGUUGAGGCUGCCACCGCUUAAUUACCGAAUCAACCCAACUUAUUGCAACGCCCUAGUCCAAGGUUUGAAUGGAGUGCGUCUUGAUCUCAACGAGUACUCUCCACCACGUCUCCUACAAAGGUUAACCGGACGAAUUCCCAACUUGACAUCGAUACGGCUCGGCUUUGACUGCGUGCCACAGGCGUGGGGAAAUUGCAGCAGGGAUCAAGGCCCUGAGAUGGUUAAGAAGUUCUUUCUCUCAAUCCGCCGGCUUGAAGAGAUGGUGAUAUGGAACAACGACUCCGUGAUCUGGAAAGCCAUUGAGAAAGACGUUCUAGAGGUCCAUAAAGAAAGCUCCCGGCGCAUCAAAACUUCGGAUACGGGACUUAGGCACAGUUGGGGAAAGGAGCAUUUCGAUAUACUGUCGAAUUGCCGGUCUCGAUUAGAAAUCCUAGAUGUUAAGCUAGGAAUGGAAGAGAGUAUGAGCGCAGGGCGGGUGGGGUGGUUCUGGCCAGAAACAGCUCUCACAGUCGCAACUGAUUUACCGGUCCAGAUUCUUCAAGUCGGCAUAACAUUCAGCAAGGACAGCAUCCUUGGGCGAGGAAGUUCUGCCACGACUGUCAUAUCGCGACCCGACGAUCCUAGCCAGUAUCUUCCACCUGCCAACUUUGAGAGCACAUAUCGGAUCGACCGCGGUAAUGCAGUGUAUAUGCAAGCGCUGCGUAAAUUGGGAACCCAGACUGUUAACGAAUUCAUGAGGCGCUCGAAUGAUCACCCAAUCCGACGUGUAUGCAUUAUCGCCGAGUGUAUAGAUAUGAUACAGAUCAGUAAAUGGAUCAAGAUGGAGAAGACUCUAGUGGUUGGAGAAUAGAAGAGCACGGGGCCGGAAAAAAUGUACUUGUGGAGGAUAUACUCUAUAUCCCAGGGUAUUAGCCCACAUGUGGUACACUGCAAGGAGCGACUCGCCCGGAAACAAGGUGAAUUGGAAGGAUGGGCAGAGGAGAUGCUCAGAUUACAGGAACAACGUAAUAAUUAGCAAAAGGAUGGCAGUUCCUAACGCAUCAUACCA